AUGGACCCUCUUUUGUUUAGUGCUCCGGGACGCAUUCGAGUUCUUUUAGUACCAGUUCACCCAAUUAAAGCUUCAGUUUUUCAAAAGCAUGUUGAAUUGGUCAAAAAGUUUGGUGUGGUUAAAUUAGGGGAUGUAACUCCCGAUAUGCGAGGCGUUCAAAAAACAAUGUUUAGUGCACAGGCCUUUCAUGAAGGACAACUCCAUUUUAACUUUGUCACUCAUUACGAAUCUGAGCACGCAUAUCUGGAAGAGUUUCAAAUGCAUCGCAAAAUAUUAGGGGUAAUCGGUAUUAUGGAUUGCCAAGAAUGGUCAAAUCUACCGGACGGUCACCGUAAAUUUAGCGAAAUACUCAAAACUUAUCCAACCGUCAUAGCCCAUCGUUGUUUUGCAUUUAAUCCUGCGGAGACUCAACCAGACGAUACGAAAGGUCUGAUAAUGAUACCGAAUGUUGGAAACAUGGGAUUUUAUAUGAGUACAAUGAUUUGUGAUUUUGCUAGCGAUAUAUUAACAGAAUUUGGCAAUGUGGCAGCAGCAAUUGAGAAAAAAUCCAUAAUCGAUUCACCUAAAAUUUCAUCAACUUCAAUGUUAAGUCCACACAAUCUCCCUACACCACAAACUCGACAUACCUUACCCAUCAAUACAUCCUAUCCAGUCCCCGAACUUAAAGCACCGCCUCAAGUCCCAUUAACACCGCCAUCCACUGCCAUGACUACUGCGGCUAUGGGUGGCACAACGCCCGGGGUUAGCACAAAAGACAAUUUUUAUCAUUCACGUACUUUUUCAUCCGCCUCAUUAGCAAAUUUUGCUAGUCAGGCAGCGAUGGUACCAAUUGAUAUAAAGUUAAAAAAAAGAACACCCGGGCGAGUUCAAAAAUUGAUUGCCGAUUUAUAUUUGAUGUCUGGGAGGCUACCAGAUGCUGUAACAUUUUAUUAUAAUGCAAUUGACACCACAAGAAAUAAUUCCGAUUAUCUUUGGCAAGCAGCUGCUAUAGAAGGGUUAUGUGUAGCACUAAUCCUGCUAGCAUAUUUACAUGCGGAUAUUGGGCCACAAGUUCUUCAAGCACCCCCUUCACCAAACACGAAUCCACCUUCAAGUCCAUCAUCACCAGUUGCGCCAAAGCCACUUUGGGCUGACAUUACUGAAAAAUAUUUGAAUGUGAUCACUUUAUAUGCGAAAACGUCUAAUUCAGCUUACAAUCAAGUUCCACCUUUAGUAUAUACGGAAUCAUGUUUGAAGCUAGCGAAAAUGUUAUCCAGCAUCUGGGUAGUAGGACAAUGGGGAGAUGAUGCAUUAAAAUUAAUCGUACAUGGUGGUCCACUUCCGGAAAAAGGAUUAAGCGAAAAAUGGGGGCUCAGUCAAAUUAGUGGAGUAACCAGAGUAGAAAUUGCACAAUGGACAAUGAAGGGUUAUGGCGCAUUUGUCGAAGAAAUGAGCAUUACUGAACAGAUAUAUAUUACAACUACAAUGGCAUCUAUUUUUUCAGUAAUCAAUUUUCGUCGAAAGCAUGCAUUCUUCCUGCGUCAAACUGCUUUAUUGAUUUUGCCUCUUCUUGCCAAACCUCAAAAUUCGUCGUCUCAAACAAAUCUAUCGCUUGAAGGAGGAGAUGCUGGUAUAUUGGCUUGUAUCGCAAAAUUUACAGAGAUAUAUGGUGUCGGUGAUAAUGUCAAAGAAGAAAAAUCAGACGUAUCACAUGUACAUGAAGAUGAACCAUUACUAAAUUUUGGAUGGCCUGACAUACAAAUAGAUGUUCUAAAAGACGCGAUAUCAUUAUCUGAGGCAAUACCAGAUUUGCCUUCUUCUAUUAAAUAUACAACUAGGCUUUUGCGUAAACUAUUUUUACAUUUACCAAAAGAAGAGCAACAUCGUCUAACAAUUUCAUUGCCUCGAAUUAUCUCUUCAGCGAAAAAACAAGGAUUGGAAAUGGAUAUUAAGUAUUGGGGUAUGAAUGUUGUUCGAGGGAUAGAAGUAUGUCGACCAACCUCUCGCAAAAUUCCCUAUCCACAUUCUACGAAAAUAUUUUCCAUGGGCGAGGAACCAACAGAGGCGAGCGAUACAAUAUUUAUAUAUAAUCCGAGGGGAAAAAAAAUGCCUCAGACAGUCCAGACUCAUCUUGUUGCCAACGAAACUGCUUAUUUUAUGGUUACCCUUGCAAAUCCUUUCGCUGUUGAUUUAGAAAUACAAAGCAUUUCUAUAAGCACGAAUGGCAUAAAUUUUAAGCCCAAUGUCAUGUCCACUACUAUACCCGCGAAUACAUCCGUAACGCUUCGAUUAUCAGGAAUUCCGAAAGAAGCUGGAGAAUUGGUAAUUCGAGGAUUAGAUUCACAAGGUAGCACUGCCUCAACCACCACUACAACAUCCACGGCAUUAACAACACCCACACAGGAAGAGCACGAUUUGGAUUUCCUAAAAGUGGAAACAAUUCCAGAUCAGCCAUUAAUAAAAAUAAAGUCUACAUCAUUAAUGCAUAGUGCAAUAAUGCUUUUUGAAGGAGAAAAAACAGAAAUGACAAUUAAAUUGGAAAAUAUUGGCAAAACCCCAGUUAACUUUAUAAAUCUGUCAUUUCAUGAUUCUACCAUUGAAAAUGCGCAAAACAUUCUAAGUUCGACUGAUUUACCCGCAGAAGAGGCAUACGAAAUGGAGCUAUAUGCAUAUCAACAACCUGUAUUUUAUUGGGAACCGACGGAACGUAAAGUGAAUUUAUUGCCCAACAAUGAGCUGAUAUUAAAUAUAAGUGUCUUUGGUAAGCGUGGAUGCACAUAUGGUACCAUACAAAUCGAUUAUGGAUAUAUUGAUCGACCUGACUCUGUUUCUGAGGCUAUUUUCUUUACGCGGCAAGUAUUCUAUCCAGUUCUCCUUACAGUCCAUCAACAUCUUGAGCCCUUAACGAUGGAUAUCUUAAACUUCAAACCAAUCGCCGAUAAUGGAUCAUCAAUAAUAAACAAUCAUAACGGUCAUAUUGAUAAAUCAACUCGAAAACAAGUCGAGGAAUUAUUAAAAAUUACACGAUUUAAUGAAAAAUCCGAAUCAGAGCUCGAUAAUGAAUAUUGUUUACUUACCUUUGAUAUUCGAAAUGUUUGGCAUAUACCAUUUAAUGUUACCUUUUCUGUUGAAGAAGUUGACUCGCCAAAUCAAGUAAAUAUAUCAACAUGUAUACAACCUUCAGCGACAACGCGAAUUAUUUUGCCCAUCAAACGAAUUUCCUUGACUGAAAAUGAAAUCAUGAAGCCUAUUCCGUCAUUAUUUGACAAGCAAUUUGUGGUUUCAAAAGAGCCGAAAGGGACCAAAGAACAAGAAAGAUUAAUUUUAUCGCUAUUUUGGUAUCGCGAAUUUUUAUUGAAAAAACUCACUGCAACUUGGGAAUGUCCAACCGGUCAUCAAAAAGGAACGAUCGAUAUACGUUCACUCCGUCUCAAUAAGUCUAUGUUGAAUAUUUUACGAAUCAAUGACAUCUCCUUCUUUGUUGAAAUACAAGAAGCUCCUCAUAUAACAAAGCUAUCACUUAAUCGAUUCAGAUGUCCGGUCAAUGAGUUUGUUCAUAUUCGAUUUGUUGUGUUUAAUAGACAAGAAAAACCAGCAAAACUUUGUAUCAGAAUUCAACCAGUGCUGAGUUAUAGUGAUGGUUUAAUGGAAUACGAUUUGUCGGGACGCGUAGUGUGGAAUGGAUUACUACAAACUCCAUUGCCAAAUAUUGACGCGAAAUCCUCGACAACAUAUACACUUCCAGUGUGCUUCUUUUCACGUGGAGAUUUUCAAUUUCUAUAUCAUUGCGAGGAUAUCCUUACACGAACUAUGUAUUUCGAUUCUCAACCAUUAUUAGUGGAGGCGGUAGAUAAAAAUGAAUAA
Molecule: messenger RNA, 3843 nt
Organism: Ambispora leptoticha
Lineage: Eukaryota; Fungi; Glomeromycota; Glomeromycetes; Archaeosporales; Ambisporaceae
Source: the annotation of a GenBank genome assembly